CUAUACCGUAACGCAAGACAAAAUUAUAACCCAGGGUACUUCAUGCCUUCCUAGGCCUCAAGACCCAGACUUCACCCCGGACAUAGGCAUAGGGCUGCUAUCAUGACAAGCUCCUAACCAUGACAAUAUGCUGAACACCCUUAACUGUUGCGCAGACGUUGGUAGCUUUGAAGGGUGCGCAGCAGCAGUAUGAGAGACCGUUACAAUGGUUCCCUAAAAGGGAACACGGGUGAUGAACCCAAGAGCAUGAGCAAGAGCAUGAUGUGAUACGUGAUUAAUACAACGAUACUGGGCGUCGCAGCCUACUGUCUGCCUAGCGGAACUCAGCGUUAUCGUCCGGCCACUGUAACAAAGUAUGGAACGGCAUGAGGUGCUUGGCUGUAAGGGGCCAUUCACAUUGAGGCUGAAAUAGAGUUCACCAGCUUCCUGGGGGAUGUGUCCACGUGGCAGGGCAUCGUGACGGGUCUGCUGAUGGUUCUCUCCCCCACCAUGUUCGAGCGCAUGGGCUGGUCGGGUGUGGCGGCGGCAACCCCCCAGAUCCUGCUGUACGGCGGCGGGUUCUUCUUCGCAAGCGCCAUCGCAUACCAGUUCUUGCUGACUCCGGGCGCCUCCACCGCCGCCGUCGCCACCGCCGCCAGCACUGCCGUACUGCAGAUCCUGGUGUACGGCGGCGCGUUGCUGUACGUCUUCUCCAAGAGCGCCAAGUUCUCGCUGUUCAAGCCGGCUGAGGAGAUGGUGUACAUCUCGCUGGACGAGGAGGGGCGCACCAAGGGCAAGGCGGCGAUCGAUGUGGUGGGCAGUCAGGCGGGAAAGAGCGGAGGCAGCGUGCUGCAACAGGUGUUACUGCUGCUCUGCGGCGGCGCCAUCGCCGGCCAGCUGCCCGCCAUGGUCGCCGUCUACAUGGUGAUCAGCCACGCCUGGCUCCGCGCCGGGGCC
Messenger RNA from Astrephomene gubernaculifera, 936 nucleotides. The record is from the annotation of a GenBank genome assembly. NCBI's taxonomy places the organism in Eukaryota, Viridiplantae, Chlorophyta, Chlorophyceae, Chlamydomonadales, Astrephomenaceae.